Messenger RNA from Epinephelus lanceolatus (giant grouper), 3131 nucleotides. RefSeq names its product corticotropin-releasing factor receptor 1-like. The record is from RefSeq and is a predicted model, not a curated record. Gene Ontology annotation, molecular function: G protein-coupled peptide receptor activity; corticotropin-releasing hormone binding; corticotropin-releasing hormone receptor activity. NCBI's taxonomy places the organism in Eukaryota, Metazoa, Chordata, Actinopteri, Perciformes, Serranidae. Gene Ontology annotation, cellular component: neuron projection; plasma membrane. Gene Ontology annotation, biological process: adenylate cyclase-activating G protein-coupled receptor signaling pathway; cell surface receptor signaling pathway.
GAGGGGACAUGACGGUGUGACCGGCGGAGUAACGCAUGCAUGCAAGAGGACUUUUUGGUCCGGGGCCAAACGUGAAAGGUACGGGAGUGUCCGUCUGAUGGUGCGCGUCUCUCCAAGGUGGAUCCGGUUUCCAGUCCGGUAACACAAACUGACUUCGUUUCGCGAGAAACCGACCCGAACGGAAAGGACAGCUGACACAUCUCCUCAUUACUGGAUCCCAGUAUGAUCCGAGCAGCUCGUUUGGACACCUGAUUGUGUCCACGCGUCUCUCUCUGUGGACACAAGUCACAUUCCCAACAACAACAUUUAUUUUCCGACAAAUUGUGCGACUUUUCUCUGCACAUUUAAAGUCAGAGGAGACUCCGGGAGGAUACAACACUGUCACCGAGUCACAAGAAGACAUUUACCGUCACACCUGGACACUAUGUGAAAAAUAAAAGGUGUGGAAAUGCGUCGCAAAUGCUUCUGUCUGCUUGAGGUGUGUGCCAUCAUCAGCCUCCUGCCUUCUGGCUGUUUAUCAGAUCUGACAUGUGAAGCUCUGCUCAUGCUGUCAGGAAAUGUUUCAUUACAGUCGCUGGCCUCCACCUGGAACCAGACCCUGAGCAACGCCACAGGUCAGUGGAGCGGCUCGGGACUCUCCUGUGACACUUCCAUCGAUGGCAUCGGCACCUGCUGGCCCAGGAGCAGCGCCGGCCAGAUGGUGGCACGACCCUGUCCUGAGAUGUUCUAUGGCGUCAGAUACAACACCACCAAUAAUGUUUAUAGGAAAUGUCUUGCAAAUGGGACGUGGGCGCUGAAGGGGAACUACUCCAUGUGUAAGGCCAUACUUCACGAGGAGAAAAAAGGCAAGAUGCACUACCAAAUAGCUGUGAUCAUAAACUUCCUGGGUCACUGCAUCUCCAUGGUGGCUCUGCUCGUAGCCUUCUUCCUCUUCUUGUGUUUGAGGAGCAUCCGCUGCCUGAGAAACAUCAUCCACUGGAACCUCAUCACCGCCUUCAUCCUGAGGAACGCCACCUGGUUUAUCGUCCAAAUGACCAUGAGUCCAGAGGUCCACGAAAGUAACGUGAUUUGGUGCCGUCUGGUCACCGCCUCCUUCAACUAUUUCCACUCCACCAACUUCUUCUGGAUGUUUGGCGAGGGCUGCUACCUCCACACCGCCAUCGUCCUCACCUACUCCACCGACAAGCUGCGCAAGUGGAUGUUCAUCUGCAUUGGCUGGUGUAUACCGUUCCCUAUCAUUGUGGCAUGGGCGAUCGGGAAGCUGUACUACGACAAUGAGAAGUGCUGGUUUGGGAAGCGAGCCGGCGUCUACACAGACUAUAUCUACCAAGGUCCCAUGAUUCUUGUCUUAGUGAUCAAUUUCAUCUUCCUCUUCAACAUCGUGAGGAUCCUGAUGACCAAACUGCGAGCCUCCACCACGUCAGAGACGAUCCAGUACAGGAAAGCUGUGAAGGCUACGCUGGUUCUCCUUCCUCUCCUGGGAAUCACCUACAUGCUGUUCUUCGUGAACCCCGGCGAAGACGAGAUCUCUCAAAUCGUCUUCAUAUAUUUCAACUCGUUUUUGGAGUCCUUCCAGGGCUUCUUUGUGUCAGUGUUUUACUGCUUCCUGAACAGCGAGGUGCGCUCAGCUGUGAGGAAACGGUUCCACCGCUGGCAGGAGCAGCACUCGAUCCGAGCCCGGAUGACCCAGGCCAUGUCCAUCCCCACCUCACCUUCACGGGUCAGCUUCCACAGCAUCAAGCAGUCCACGUCACUAUGAGAGAGGAGGCCGGCGUCGUCUUGGAUACGAGCUUUAGGAUGAAACCCCCCGCCGACUGUCGUCAUCAUUUUCUGCCACAUCACUGGAGAACACUUUGCGAGCCGGGCUGCGGAGAGAGGCUGCAUCAGUCUCCGAAACCUCAGGAGGGACAUUAUACAGAGCUGAGAAUGGAUGAACACGGAGAUAAAGGACACUGCAGACAUUUGGAGACGAGAGGUUAGUGGAUCAAAAGAUGCACGUGACCAAGUUUGACUUUGAAUCUGGGUGUGAAUGUACAGCACUCCAUAUUCUCUAACGUUUGCCUGCCAUAGAGGUCUCUAUUGUUCCUGCCUGCACACUUUGUUUUUGUUUUUUUGCUAUCUUACGUCAGUGAGAACUCUGAGCUAGUGUCGCUGGACUGCACUGAACUGGAUUCCAUCCCAGCGGACACUGGACUCAAACCCAGCGACUAAAUUAUUUAACAGAUUUUAUUUUCAUCUUUGUUUUCGAUCAUCUGGUCGUUGUGUUCGUUCAUUUGCUGUUGUGCUAUCUUCCUUUCUGUUCUCAGCCAGCUUGGUGCAGUCGUGCUACGUUCAUCUACUCUAAACACAUUCCAUACAUUUCUACCUGAAGAGUUUUGUUCCAAAAUGAAACCACGAGAAAAUGUUAAGCCCAUGAGUGGGUUAGCAGUGAAGUUUGAAGAAUCGAGCCAAAGUCAGAAGGCAGUUAGCUCGAGCUGCGUUCACAUGCAGUCAGGCAGAAGGCACGGGAAAAACAAACAGUUGGACAGACGGGUUUAUGUUGCUAUGGUAUUGUUUACAAAAAUGGAAUAAAACACAUUAAAUCUCAUUAUUUAAUGUUUAUCAUUUUAUAUAAUUAUUCUAGGAAUGUCCGGUGCAAGAUGGCCUGUGGUUUCUCUUUGUGUGAAGAAGCUACGUAACAUCUGGUUGUAAAUUCCGUCGCGGAAGACGACAAAAAUUUAAACAUUUUGACUUUCAGCUGCAGUGUCAUCUACUGUUGCCGGUAUCCUCUGCUGACCUCACCUGAUUUUACCCUCCUGCUCUAUUCGGUUUGCCGUCCACCGUCUCCCUGAUUUCAUAUAAACACAGCUUAGCAUUAGCUUAGCUUUAGCUUAUUAGCUUAGCAUAUAGCCCGUCCUCUGUGUCCAAAAAUCAGUGUUGGAAUGUAACACAAGUGCUGAACUUAAGUACUAGUCUGAGGUGCUUUCAUGCCACUUUAUAUUUCUAUGCCAUCAUAUCUCAGAGGGAAAUAUUAUAGUUUUCACUGCACUACAUUUACAUUAUGUGUUAGCUUUAAAGGGUUGCAACAGUAUGAGAUUUUCACGGUACGAAAGCCGUCUCAGAAAAUAUUGUGAUUUCACAGUAUCGCGUUA